Molecule: messenger RNA, 5506 nt
Organism: Schistosoma curassoni
Lineage: Eukaryota; Metazoa; Platyhelminthes; Trematoda; Strigeidida; Schistosomatidae
Source: the annotation of a GenBank genome assembly
ACCUGAGUUCACUUGCGACCUAACAGCUGGUUUCGCAAAUGACCUGGGAUUGUUUAUUGUCUGUAGUUUUUGGACUAAUCCUUAGGAAUUUGGUCAAGACAUAUGCAUCCAAAAACUUUUUGGAUAGUCUUACAUAUUCAUCAUUAGAUCAGUGGGACUCUGUUAGUGAAGGGAUUUAUUUACAAAAGCAUGGGAUUUCUGCGUAUGAUGGUGAUGUAGUACAUCAGGUUAGAAUAGAUUAAAAUCACAUUUGGAUUGAUAGCCUCCUUUGUUGCUAUUAAUGUGGUCUUACUUAUUAAAGCUGACUGAUGGAGAUGGGACUUCUUAUCAUUUGGCUCUUGAAUUCAUCUUGCUGACUUCCUUGUUCAUAUUUUGCGGAACAGCGUUUAAUUAUUUUCUCUCGAUUCAACAUCGCUACAAGUCUUCUGUACAUGAUUCAUCGAAGCACCUCUUAUUGAAAGAAAUAGAUUUCAGAAAGCUUCAAGCACUUUCAGUGAUAUGGUACGCUCUUAAUCCUUACUCAAUACUGAUUUCAGCUGCUCAGUCGACAGCUGUCGUGUACAACGUUGUCUUUUUAUGGAUCAAUAUAUCUGUCUGUAGAGGUCACUUGUUAUCGGCUGCUGCUUUUUGCGCUGUUGGAUGUUACAUUCGUAUAUAUCCAGGAUAUUUAAUGUUUCCAGUUUUAGCUGCUGCUUACAAUCAGUUUCCAAGUAAAUCGAAAGGAAUAAUUUCUCGUCUAUCUAAUCUCCUCCCAUUAUUGGUUACUUUCAUUGGAAGUUAUUCAAUUUUAUUAUGGAUUAGUUAUACUGUAGAAAAUCAUGAUUGGAGUUUUUUAACAUCAGUUUAUUGGAAUACUAUCAUUGUAGCUGAUUGUACACCUCAAAUGGGUAUCUUUUGGUACAUGUUUGUUGAAAUGUUUGAUCAUUUCAGUGAGUUUUUCACAUGGGUUUUCCAACUACUUAUUUUCAGCAUAGUAGUUGGCUUGACAGUUAAAUUCAAUCGAAAUCCAUUAUAUACAUGCCUUGUAAUAUCAUUUGUUAUCAAUGUAUUACAACCAUAUCACAAUAUUGGAGAACUUGGUCUCUUAAUAUCUAUCCUACCAAUGUGGAGUCAUCUUUUAAAUCAAACUCGAAUGAUGUUUAUUUCGUCGUGUUGCUUGUUGACUGCAUUGUUUCUUAGUCCAUUAUUUCAUUAUAUUUGGUUGCAACCGGGUACUGGAAAUGCGAAUUUCUAUUUCGCCGCAUCGUUGGUGCAUGCAUUUGGACAGCUUGAGUAUCAAAAUCGUCUUACUGGCUUAUCCACCAGUUGUGCCCCUUCACCACGUACAGUUGCUCGUUCAUCAUCAUCGUCGUUAUUAAGAAAAGGCGGUAGGAAUACAUAUAAUCGAUAUCAUGCAAAUGGUUCCAAUAAUAAUGCUGGAAUCAAUUCGUCAGAUGAGGGAUUCGAUAGAUUAUUUUACAAACCUCGUCGUAGUCAACCAGUUGUACAUCCAGCAAGUGAAAUACCAUUUUGUGAAAAUUGUCGUGCUAUGGAUGAAGAAAUGUCAAAAGAAUAUGAUUCAGUGACUGGAUCACCUGUAAAUAAUGAUAAUAAUAAUCAUCUACCUGAAGAAAUGAUUCAUGAUGAUGAAGAAGAAUCAAGAUCAUGGGUUAUGCGAAUGCCUGUUGGUCCAUGGUGGUGUGAAGAUUGUCAAGAGUCAGUGACAUCAAGUAAUUUAACUAUAUCACAAUUAUUUGCUAUUUUACGACAAUGGACACCUUACGCACAGUUACAAUUAAUUACAAUAGUUGAAGAGAUAUUUAGACGUGGUGCUCAUGUUGAUGAUCGUGACGGCUUAAGUGACAUGACUUUAUUACAUUUUACUGCAAAAUCCGGUGCAUUAGGCGAUGAACAAGCUUCGUGUCGUAUUGCUAAUUAUUUAUUAGACGAAGGUGCUAAUCUCGAAGCUCGUUGUAAAUGGACUGAUAUGACACCGUUACAUUAUGCAGCUUAUUUUGACUGUCCAUUGUUAGCUGAUUUAUUAAUAAAUCGUGGUGCAUGUAUAUCAGCUAGAACAUGUUUGAUUGAUCAUUCUACACCGUUACAUUUAGCUGCUAGUCAAUUAUCAUUAGGUACUGCACGUAUAUUAAUACAAGCCGCUGAUUUUUCUGUUACAAAAACGGGACAACGAUAUGAUGCUAAAGAUGCAAAAGAUGGUUAUGGACGUACACCAUAUGAAUGUCUACCGCCUUCAGGUCAACUUCCAGAACCUUUGUGUACACUACGAGAUUUAUUGGCUGAAUUACUUCGUCCAACAUCUCCACAACAAACUGAUGAUAUUGACAUUGAAAAAAGAAUUAUUCAAGCCACUUCAAAUGAUUAUUCAACAAAUUAUCGAAAUGAACAUAUUACUAACAAUUAUGUGAAUAAUCAAAGUUUACCAACUGAGAAUUCUCAUUCACAACAAUCUACAUGUAGUGGAGUUGAUUGGUUAGUUGCUGAAUCUGGUUUUUUAUCACCUCGUACUAAACGUUCACCAACCAAUAUUCAACAACAACCAAAUAUUAAUAAUGAUACGAAAAGUCCUACAACAAGUCAAUCAAAGAAAUUUACCGUCUCUGCAAAAGUCACUCUACAAUCUAUGGGUUUAGCUUUAGGCGAUCGUGUUUGUAUUGCACCAGGUAAUUCCACACCAUCAUCAUCAGCUAUACCGAUCAGUGGUAAAAGUCAGUCACCGUUAACAACGACAGGCGUUUCUGGUAGAAUUGGUAAACUACGUUAUUGUGGAUCAGUUUCAUUUGGUUCCGGUAUAUGGGUUGGUGUGGAGUUAGAUGAACCAGUUGGUAGAAAUAAUGGUAGUGUAGCAGGAAUUCAAUAUUUCUCUUGCCCUAAUCAACAUGGUAUAUUUGCUCCAAUUGGACGAGUUUAUAAAACUGUAAAUAUUGAUGGUAAACAAAAUUGGCAUCCAGUUACUUCAUCUACCAAUACUACUAAUUCUACUAUUGUUAAUAGACGUCCUAAUAAUUCAUUGACUACAUCAAUUACUUCUAAGAAGUUGAAUAAUUUAAAAGAAGACAAUCGUAGUAAUAGUAGUAGUAGUAAUAGUAGUGGUAGUACAAGUGGUAAUAAUACACCUAAAAAACGUUUACCUUCAUCAAGAUCCAGUUAUACGAUUAGUUCAACAACAAUAACAUCAAUACCGGUGUCAACAGAUACUUCACUAAUAGAUCAUCGUAAACAUCCGACAACUGUACCAUCACAAUUAAGUCGUACACCAACACCACCGUCAACUUUACAAUCACCUGGUAAUUUUUCACAUGUUACAGCAAAAAUUGAUACUGGAUUACGAGUUCGUUCACCGGAUAUCAGUCGAAGUCAUCAUUUUCAAAUUGGAGAUCGUGUACUAGUAGCUGGUCAACGUAGAGGUGUUUUACGUUUUAUCGGACAAACGCAAUUUGCUCCAGGUAUCUGGUAUGGUAUUGAAUUAGAACAAGCUGUUGGUAAAAAUAAUGGUUCUAUCAAUGGGAUACGUUAUUUUGAUUGUGCUGUCGGUCAUGGAAUAUUUGCACCGAUUAGUCGUAUACAGAAAUUGCCUACAAGACCAAAUACACCAAACUUAAAUAAACUAUCGGAUAAUCCAACAAUGAUGACUACAUCAUAUCAUUCAGAACAAGUUGAUGGAGUAGCAAGUAAAUCAUGGUGUUGUCGUCGCACACCAUGGUCUAGUACCACAUCACCAAUGAUUGGACGUGCUGUAAUUGGUCGACCACCGCUACCAACAGAAUUAGUCAAUGCAUUGAAAGCUGUUGGACGUGUACCAGUUGAGUCAGUCGAAGAACCAGUGUUUUAUUUGACAGAAGGAAUGCAAGUUUUAUGUGCUGGAGAAAUUGGUAUUGUUCGAUACAUUGGACCAAUUACAUUUGCUGAAGGUAUUUGGCUUGGUAUUGAAUUGCGUAAACCACGUGGACGUCAUGAUGGAUGUGUUGCUGGGCGACGUUAUUUCACAUGUCGUCCUGGUCAUGGUCUAUUAGUUCGACCAGCUCGUGUGUUUUGUCAUGGUAUAAAUGCUGUUAAUCUUCUUCCACCUGCUUUAGCCGAAUUAGAACGUCAACUAGCUAUUAAGCGUCAGGAGUCGGCAAACAGUUGUAAUAGUGGUAGCAGUAGAGUAUCUUCAGCAAAUUCAAUUAACUCUGACAAUGAACAAUCUUCAAAGAUUUCCGUAUAAGAUAAAUUAUAGAGGAGAAAAACAGUUUCAUAAUCAGUUUUCCUGAAGUGUCAUUUUCUUGUUAGCAUUUUGCAAAAAUGAUUCUUUCCAUCCUUACUAUAAACCACCCAGUUAUGAAAUAGAUCAUAAUUAUCCCAUUUUUCUUUGUUAAACGCAUUUACUCUGCUUAUAUUCUUUGUUUUUCGAUCUUCGGUUUUUGUAUUCGAAUAGUAUAGAACUCUUCUGAAGGAGAAAAGAAAUAAGUUUGCCGACUUUCUUAUUUAUUCACGAUGUUUGUCUUAUGGAGCAUUUCUUUGAACUGGUUACAUUCAUUGAUUAUGUUUCAUUAAAUAUUGAGACUAGAAAAAUUACUUUUUAUUGAAGCUUUUACGCUUUAUUUUAACUUGAUUUCUUUGGUUAUUUUUGCCUUGUUUCUUCCGUUUUCAUCUAAUACCUUUCAGUGUUUUACAUGACACUGUUGUUGUUGUGGGUAGCAUUAGUUGUUUUAUUUAUUAAUUUUUAACAGGCAAAUUUAACACAUUCCUACAUUCUUUUUCAGCGCUUGAGAAUACUUAAUUUCUUCCUUUUUUGAAUAUAAAAAUAGACUACUUAAUCAUAAUAUAAGUAGUAAACGUUUAUUCGUCGAAAUAAUAUUGAUUUUGUUUCAAUAUAAUUUGAUUUUCUUUUCAUUUUUCUUGUUUAAAAAAACUUUGAAGUUCAUUUUCAUUCUUUAUAAUUUGCUUGUAUGUGAUUUUUAAAUGUGCGCCUACACGUUACUGAAAUUGAAUUUUCAUCAUGGAGAAUAACAUGACCUAAUCUAAAUCUUUUUUGAAUCACUAGUCAUCAUUUAUAAAAUAGAUCUUGUUUUUAUUUUAUUUUAAGAAAACAUAUUUACACUGUUGCGGUUCCAACGGCUUAUUGUUUGGUGUGUGCAUUAAAACUAGAUUUGUGACAUACUCAAUCAUGAUCAGUAAAAACAUGGCUUUGAUCAUCAUCAUCAUUGGGGUGUUAUUUUUGUAAACGUAAUUUUAUUCAGCCGACGUUUGAAUAUCAAUGCUCAAGUAUUGUUUAUCCAAAGUCAAUUAAUCAAACUAUUUCAACCAAGUUAUCUGAAUCACCAUGUUUUUAACAUUUCAGUUAAUUAUUCAACGUCUUGGAUUGUAAGCCGUUCCAGGAUUUCUUUUCAAGCAUACUCUACUUGACAUUGAUAAACUUCAUACAAUAAACAUUAUUUAUAUUUGUAUCAUUAAUGUUUCCAAAUAUUCCUUAACAUAUAUCUGUAGGUCCUAAAAUGGUAUUGGUAUGUUCAGAAUGAAUCUUGUU